AUGAGAUGUGUGACAUACAAAUGUAUAUUAAUAUUUAUAAUAAUAAAAUAUGUUGAAUCACAAGACAAUGAUCCUGAUCAGCCAGCUGAUGAUGAAGAUGAGGAUGAUAACUUUGAAGUUUUAGAUCUAGAACAAAUCAUUCAACAACGACUCGAUCGAUUUGAUGAUCCUCAAUACCUACCACAAUAUCAACAAUUACAAGAAUCUCAAUAUCCAACCCAACCUCAAAUUCAACCCCAACAAUAUGAUCUUGAUCAAUCUUAUGAUCAGCAUCAACCAGAAUUAUUAGGAUAUCAACCUCAACAAUAUCCAGGAUAUCAAACUGAAUCAUUUCAAUAUCAACCAGAAACAUCAGGAUACCAUCCUCAACAAUAUGCUCCGUACCAGUCAUAUGAACUUCAGACACAAACUCAACAACAGCAAUAUUAUCAGCCGCCACCUACUCAACCAACUCCUCAGGUACCUCAACUAACCCAGGAAUCUCAAUAUCAGUAUUAUGGAACUGAAACCCAAGAUCCUUAUGUAUAUCAACAGCCAUAUGGAACACAGACUCUUUGUGAUAUUGGUCAUCAACCAAUAACUGAAACUCAACCUCAGAUUCAGCCAGCUUAUCAGCAUUAUAUACCGGUAACUCAACCAUCAAUACCAUUGACUCAACCAAGUUAUCCAUAUUAUCAACAUUAUGUAUUAACACCAACUUUUCAACAAACUCAAGCAGGUUAUCAAUUAUAUGAACCGACGCAAACUCAAAGUAUUCAAGAAUCUCAACCACAACCUCAGCCUCAAUUUCAACAACUAUCACACUAUGUACCAGAAUUAGUUGAAACUCAACAGCCAACAGGACCAUUAGAACCUGAAGUUAUACAAGUUCAACAUAUUGAUGAUGAGGAAACAGAGAAAGAGAGACAACAGAGAACUCAGUCGUUAGAUAAAAUAAAAAGUAAGAUGGAUUAUGAUCAACAGACUCAAAAACCAAUAAAAAGAAAAAAAAGUCCAUCUCCAAGUCCAGUUCCAUCAGAUAAACCAAGCGAGUCUGGAGAUGAAGAAGAAGAACCAGUUAAACGAAAAGAGCCCAAACCACGAAGAAAAUAUAAUUUAAUCAAAUUUUAUAAAAGAAGUUAUUUGGGAAAUAUUUUAGAAAUGACAAAUGAAGACUACCUUAUUAUAGUUAGCGAUGGAAAUAAAAAAAUAUAUAAAUUCAAUGCAGAUCUCGAACAAAUAGAAUGUGAGAAUCAAAUAAUUUAUGAGCAUACAGAUGGAACACCCUAUUGUUUAUUAUUAAGCCAUAGUUUAAGAACUGAUAUUUGUAUAAUGACCAACAGUGAUGGAUUUACGUUAGUUAAGAAAACUAAAGGGGAAUGGAGAAGAACUGAUGCUCCGAUCCCAAAUCAUAUAAAACUAUACACACAAAAUAAGGAAGGCGAUUAUGUUUUAAUGACCAAUAAAGAUUACAAUAUUGAUUUUACAUCAAUGGGAUCCUUUAGAUACGAAUUUUUUCCGGGCGUUAAAUGUACUAAAAUUGUAGUUAAUGAUAUGAUUGCAUGGGAAAAAACCGAUAAUGAUGGUUAUCCUUUAGAGAUUUAUGUUACACCAAAAAUGCGUGUUAUAGUUAACUUUGAGGGAUAUAGUAAAGUGUUAGGAAUCAAAAAUGAUAAAUAUAUACUGUAUUUUAGGAGAAAAUUUUCAGGAAGAUCUAAAUAUUCCUAA
This is a messenger RNA of Theileria parva strain Muguga, 1707 nucleotides long. Its product is annotated as SVSP family protein. Bases 1 to 1707 code for a protein of 568 amino acids. The transcript has a single exon. Lineage: Eukaryota; Apicomplexa; Aconoidasida; Piroplasmida; Theileriidae. The record is from RefSeq and is a predicted model, not a curated record.